UUUCCAAUGGCUAGAAUUUAUCCUAUGACUUCUUCUUCUGCUUCUACCUCUUCUUCUUCUUCUUCCUCAAUCUCAUACAUGACAUCAAAAAGAGAAACAUUUACUUUAUGGAUGAAAUCUCUAGUCUUCCAAGGAAAUGGCUGCACUGUUUUUGAUUCAAAUGGUCGAAUUAUUUACAGAAUUGACAACUACAGCAAAAAGUCUAGCAGUGAAGUCCAUCUCAUGGAUCUGCAGGGGAAAGUUCUCUUUUCUCUACGUAAAAAGAAAUUUUCACUUUGCGGACAUUGGAAUGGCUAUAAGAUGGAUGAGGAAAUUCCUUGUUUUGAAGUAAGAAAAAAUGGACAUGUACUCUGGGGAGAGUUAAAGUACGAUAUUAUUUUUGGGUGUGAUAUUGCUGAUUCGGACAGCUAUAGGAUCGUUGCUUUACAAGGCAAACCAGGCUUCAAGAUUGUCAGCACAGAAAACACACUUAUCGCAGAGGUACGUUCGUUAUAAUUUUCCUUUUUAUUAGUUGAAGCAAAUAUGAAAGAGAAGAUGAUCUAGUUUGUUAACUUCUAUACACUAAUCCAAGAACUUUACACAUAAAAGAUAAUUACAAAUUCCAUAGUUACCUGAAAAAUAAGACAGAUAAUGUUAAAAUUUUAUCAUUUUACGUCUUCUCAUGGCAGCAUAUAUAUAGACGCAACAUAACUUUUGCUUUCACGUCUAAAUUCA
This is a messenger RNA of Nicotiana tabacum (common tobacco), 714 nucleotides long. The record is from RefSeq and is a predicted model, not a curated record. NCBI's taxonomy places the organism in Eukaryota, Viridiplantae, Streptophyta, Magnoliopsida, Solanales, Solanaceae.